AUGACCUUGAUCGAUGACUGGCUGGAGGGGGUCAGAUGCCAAGUUAACGUGGAGCAGCAUAUCUUCCUGGAGAUCGUGGUUGACAGGCUUGCGGUGGAGCUCGGCUUGAAAGAUGCGGGCGCUUCGCACCGAGAAGAUGGCACCGAGCCCUUGCGGCACUUGCUCCAUGGACCGCCAGGAACUGGAAAAUCCCACGUCUUGAAGUUCGUGCAAGAGCUCUUUGCGUUGGCUGGGCUAAAGAAGGGCAUCGACUAUCAGUUCGUCGCGUUUCAAGCCACCAACGCCGCAGACCUGGAUGGGGACACCAUACAUCACGCCUUCGGCUGGAACACCAACAAGCGCAGCUUUGAGCAAGCGAUGAAGCCUGAAGCCGCCAAGCAGCUAGCCUACUGCCGGUGGCUCUUCAUAGACGAAAUCAGUUUGGUGCCGGCAGACCUCUUCGCACAAGUGGACCACUGCCUCCGGGAAGUCAAGCCGUCAGCAGAUGCCUGGAAGCAUGACCCGCUGACUGGCAACACGCGGCCGUUGGCAGGCGUGAACGUCAUCCUCGUCGGUGACUUCAAACAACUUCCUCCACCCCAAGGCGGCAACCUGGCAGAUGUUCCGCAUCAUCUUCGGGUGGGGCCCCAUGAGACUUGCAAAGCGCCGGACCCGAUGGCAGAUGCGGGCAGGCGACUGAUGUGGGAAGACAUCGAGGGCAUGGUGGAGCUCACCGACCGAGAAAGAUGCAAGGACGAGUGGUGGAAUGAAGUCACGGACGAGCUCCGAGCCGGCCAUCUAUCGGAGAACAACUGGCGCUAUCUCCAUGGCUACCCCGUGGAGGGAUGCAAGCUGUCCAAAGAGGAGCGAGAAUCGAGACGCAGGGUCAUCGAUGGGCCUGGGGACCCACGGUUGAGGGAAGCAAGAUUCCAAGAGGCGCCGGUCAUCGUGGCGAACAACGAUGCCAAAUACCAGAUCAACAAAGACCGAGCCAAGAAGUAUGCCCAAGACGCGAACGCGCAGCUGCGAUGGUCGGUGGCAAAAGACGUGGCAAGUACAGAAACCCUGCAAGCACAAGCUUGUGACAAAGAACGAAAGAUUAAGUGGUUGCAGUACCAUGACAAGGACACGGGCAACUUGCUGGGCACCCUGCCGUUGGCCAUCGGCAUGAAAGUGGCUUUGACCGAGCACAUCGACCGGUCCGAGGACAAAAGCAGACAUGAUGAGGCACUGCCUGAAAUGCUUGCAGGUGAAGAGGGCCGAAGGGAUGCAAUGCCGAAAAUGUCUGAUGACCAAGACACCUGCCAAGUUCACACCGUCUAUGAUGACAAUGCCUGCAGCGGGCAUUCUUUGCAUUGA
This is a messenger RNA of Durusdinium trenchii, 1338 nucleotides long. The record is from the annotation of a GenBank genome assembly. NCBI's taxonomy places the organism in Eukaryota, Dinophyceae, Suessiales, Symbiodiniaceae.